Pseudoliparis swirei is the source of this 1097-nucleotide messenger RNA. RefSeq lists its product as uncharacterized. The record is from RefSeq and is a predicted model, not a curated record. Lineage: Eukaryota; Metazoa; Chordata; Actinopteri; Perciformes; Liparidae. The coding region runs from base 111 to 935 and encodes 274 amino acids. The transcript has 8 exons. Gene Ontology annotation, biological process: biosynthetic process.
UUAGUUCCGUCUGUAACUGUUUCCCAAUACUUCUUUCCCCCCUAUUCUGCCUGCUAAAGAAGUGAAUUUCCAGGUAACAGACCGGCAUUUCUCCCGGUUCCGAGGAUAAGAUGAAAGCGGUGAUUCUUGCCGCCGGCUACGGGACCAGGCUCCAGAGGGACGUGGCGGCCGACGGAAGCGGCAGGUUCGCUCACCUGGCCGGGACCGCCAAGCCGCUGCUGCCGGUGGGACGGUGCGCCUUGAUAUCCCACUGGGUGCGCGCGCUCACCGCAUCCGACUGCGUGGACCGCAUUUACGUCGUUACUAACGCCGUCUACCUCGCCGCUUUCGAAGAGUGGGCGUCGCAUUUCACAAAUGUCGAGAUCCUCAGCGAUCGGACGACGAGCAACGAUGGGCGUCUCGGUGCCGUCGCCUGCCUGCAACUUGCAGUAAAGCACUUCGCCGUAGAAGACCAUGUCCUCGUAAUCGGGGGUGACACCCUCUUCAAGGAAGAUUUUAGCCUCUGCAAAGUAAAAGAGAGGUUUUCUGACCUCCAAUCAAAGUGCGAGGACAGCUGCCUGGUGCUCUCGUACGAGUGCAGCGAGCAGGAAACUCGGAAAUACGGGAUCCUGGAAGUCGACGGCGAUCUCCGCGUCCUCUGCAUGAAGGAGAAGCCUCUUCCCUCCGAGACGACGUCCAGGAGAGCAUGCCCAUGUUUCUACGUGUUUUCAAAGACAAGUCUUCCUCUGUUGGAUACCUUUCUGGAGGAAAAGAAGGAGGCUCCCAUUGAUGAGAAAGAUGCCCCGGGGAACUUUGUCUCCUGGCUCAUUCCAAGAGAGCCAGUAUACAUCCAUCAGAUUUCUGGGCGUUUCGAUGUUGGAAACUUGCCUUCCUAUAUCGAAUGUGACCUUUACUUCAGGGAAAAACUUCAAGAUGUUGAGUCUUACAUGGUGUAGGAACUGGACAAAAACACCAUAUUUAUGCACUGAUAACUAAUCAAAUGGACAAAUUCAAGAAUUGGAACUGUAAAUAAGACUUUAAAUAUGAAUUGUACUCCAAGGGAUUUUAUAAUGAACAUUUUCCAUUUACUUUUUGCAUUAAAACCAAUGAUUCGUCUA